CCUGUCGUCAAGCACGAAUGCGAUGAUGGCGGAACGAAGGGCAUCCCGGCGGUCGUUUGCCGUUCCGAAAUCAAGGGGAUCUGCACGGCGAUCCCCAUCCCCACAACUCCCGCUGUCGCGGAAGCUGGACUGCAACAUUGCGGAAGCCCUUGUCAAAGGCGCCCCACUGCAGGAUAUCGCAGAUAUACUCACCAGCAGCCCCAACCAGGCUGCCGCGCUCGACAGAUACCAAAGACACCCGUUGGAGCUGGCUGCCAUUCACAACCGCCAGGAUGUGAUGGAGGUGCUUCUGCAGCGGAACAUGAACAUCAACACAAAAGGGCCGCAGGGAUACGCGGCGAUACACAGGGCGUGCAUGUGGGGACACAAGGACAUGGUGCAGUUCUUGCUCGACUAUGGCGCUGACCCCACGUGA
Salpingoeca rosetta is the source of this 415-nucleotide messenger RNA. RefSeq lists its product as uncharacterized. Gene Ontology annotation, molecular function: protein binding. The transcript is spliced from 4 exons. Bases 23 to 415 code for a protein of 130 amino acids. The record is from RefSeq and is a predicted model, not a curated record. Lineage: Eukaryota; Choanoflagellata; Craspedida; Salpingoecidae.